Helianthus annuus (common sunflower) is the source of this 1383-nucleotide messenger RNA. RefSeq names its product zinc finger MYM-type protein 1-like. Gene Ontology annotation, molecular function: protein dimerization activity. The record is from RefSeq and is a predicted model, not a curated record. The transcript is spliced from 2 exons. The coding region runs from base 1 to 1383 and encodes 460 amino acids. NCBI's taxonomy places the organism in Eukaryota, Viridiplantae, Streptophyta, Magnoliopsida, Asterales, Asteraceae.
AUGUCUUUAACCCUUAAAACACAUUUGUGGAGAAACCUAUUGCAUCAUCAAUUUGAUGUUAGUAAAAUCCGUGGGCAAGGUUAUGAUGGUGCUAGUAACAUGAGAGGAGAAUGGAACAGACUACAAGCACUUGUUCUAAAUGAUUGUCCUUAUGCAUAUUAUGUGCAUUGCUUUGCUCACAAAUUGCAACUUACCUUGGUUGCAGCUUCAAGAGAAAUUAUUCCAGUGAGCCAAUUCUUUUCACACUUAGCUUCAAUAAUUAAUGUGGUUUGUGCUUCUAGUAAGCGUCAUGACGACUUACAAAGGGCAAAGGCAAAGGAGAUUGAAAACUUAUUGGAGCUUGGUGAAAUUAAAUCAGGAAAAGGAUUGAAUCAAGUUGGGACACUAAGAAGAGCCGGUGAUACACGUUGGGGUUCUCACUUUUAUUCUAUUUGCAGUUUGAUAAACAUGUAUGAUGCAGCUCGUGUUAUUCUCAAGAGCAUAAUUAUAGAUGCACAUGCGACUGGUCCUCACCGUGCAGAUGCUGAUGCAGCUUAUACUCAAAUGCAAUUGUUUGAAUUUGUGUUUAUUCUUCAUUUGUUAAAGGAAGUUAUGGGAAAAACUGAUGUACUUUCUAAAGCUCUACAAAAGAAGUCCCAAGAUAUCCUUAAUGCUAUGGAGUUGGUUUCAGCAACAAAGGAGAGUUUAAAUAGUUUCAGAAACAAUGGAUGGGAUUCUUUCAUUACAGAGCAUCAAGUAGAAAUGCCGGAUAUGAGUGCUCCAUAUACUUCUACUAGAUAUCAGCCUCGUAGAAAAGAUGGACAUGUCACUUUUGAACAUUUUUACCGGGUGGAUUUGUUUACUUCGACAUUGGACAAGCAACUACAUGAAUUGAAUAGUAGAUUCAAUGAGCACGUGAUAGAGUUGUUCAGUCUGAGUGCUUCUUUGGUUCCAAAAGAUCACCCUAAUGGGAUUAAUGUUGAACAGAUCGGUCUACUUGUUGAGAAGUAUUAUCCGGAAGAUUUUACCGAGCAAGAAAGAAUUGAUUUAAGAUGUCAAUUAGAUAUUUUUAAUAUUGACAUGAAAGAGAAUCCCAGGCUAAGUGGUGCAACAACUGUUGCUAGCCUUUGCAAAAUUCUUGUGGACACUCGGAAACGUCAAACAUAUUAUCUGAUUGAUAGGGUGAUUCGUCUAAUCUUGACGCUUCCAGUUUCUACCGCAACAAUAGAGAGAGGUUUUUCAGCAAUGAAGAUAUUCAAGAAUCGCCUACGCAAUAAAAUGUCCGAUGAAUUUCUUGCAAAUAACCUGGUGAUUUACAUUGAAAGAGAUAUUGCUGACACGUUUGAUUCGUCCUCCGUAAUUGAUGAGUUUAAAGAGCUUAAAGGUCGUCGAGCUGAAUUGUAA